CGUCUUCGUCACGUGAUGGGAUCCAACAUGGCGGCGCCGUGGGGCCGCGGUGUCGCUUCCUGACGGGGGGCGGCGGCGGCGGCGGUGGCAGCCUGUGCCCGCCCCGGAGCCCCGGGAUCCCCUUCCUGCUCAGCUCCUCAGCCGGUGGAGCACCUUCCCGACCCCGGCCAUGCAGGAGAGCCAGACCAAGAGCAUGUUCGUGUCCCGGGCUCUGGAGAAGAUCCUGGCCGACAAGGAGGUGAAGCGGCCCCAGCACUCCCAGCUGCGCAGAGCCUGCCAGGUGGCGCUCGAUGAAAUUAAAGCAGAGCUAGAAAAGCAAAGACCUGGGGCUGCCGCACCACCAAAAGCAAACUUCAUCGAGGCUGACAAGUAUUUCCUUCCGUUUGAACUAGCCUGUCAAUCAAAAUCUCCACGGGUGGUCAGUACAUCACUAGACUGCUUGCAGAAACUCAUUGCAUAUGGGCACAUUACUGGAAAUGCUCCAGACAGUGGAGCCCCAGGAAAGCGCCUGAUUGACCGGAUAGUUGAAACUGUUUGCAAUUGCUUCCAGGGCCCUCAGACUGAUGAAGGGGUGCAAUUACAAAUAAUUAAGGCACUUCUUACUGCAGUGACUUCCCCACAUAUUGAAAUUCAUGAAGGCACAAUACUUCAGACAGUUAGGACAUGUUACAACAUCUAUCUGGCAAGUAAAAAUCUCAUUAAUCAGACAACUGCCAAGGCCACUCUCACUCAGAUGUUGAAUGUCAUUUUUACCCGAAUGGAGAACCAAGCGAUACAGGAGGCCAGAGAAUUAGAAAAAGCAACUCAUCCCAAACCCCAGUCUCCUGUGCUUCAGGCUGUGGCAGGAUCCCCAAAGUUUAACCGGUUAAAGCACAACCAGCUACCGAGCAAAACAUCAACUCCUGAAAGAAGUGACUUAAUGAAUGGUGAACACCAGCGGAGGGGUUCUCAUGAAGAGAGGCUAGAAAAUGGAGAAGCUCAACUAGAGGGAGGCCCUGCUUUGUCAGGUUCUGAGGAAACUCUUAUUGAAGGAGCUCAUGAAGUGGUGAAGGGCAUCUUAGAAGAUGUAGUAACAUCUGCUGUUAAAGAAGCCACAGGAAAACAUGGUAUGUUGGAAACUGAGAGAGUCCUGGGAGAAUUGGAGACCAAGGACCUUACUUCUAGUGCAAUUGAUGAAAACUCCCAAACCAAUGGAAUUGCAGAUGAUAGGCAGUCAUUAUCAUCAGCUGAUAAUCUGGAAUCAGAUACACAUGGACCUCAAGUGGCUGCUAAAUUUUCUCACAUUCUUCAGAAAGACGCCUUUCUAGUGUUCAGGUCCCUCUGCAAGCUCUCCAUGAAGCCACUAGGUGAAGGACCCCCAGAUCCCAAAUCUCAUGAGCUACGUUCAAAGGUGGUUUCCCUUCAGCUGCUUCUCUCAGUGUUGCAAAAUGCUGGCCCUGUCUUCAGGACCCAUGAAAUGUUCAUCAAUGCAAUCAAGCAAUACCUCUGUGUUGCAUUAUCCAAAAAUGGAGUUUCUUCAGUGCCUGAUGUUUUUGAGCUGUCUCUUGCCAUUUUUCUCACGCUUCUUUCAAACUUUAAGACACAUUUGAAAAUGCAGAUUGAGGUAUUUUUCAAAGAGAUUUUCUUGAACAUUUUAGAAACAUCAACAAGUUCUUUUGAGCACAAAUGGAUGGUUAUUCAGACUCUGACUAGGAUUUGUGCAGAUGCCCAGUGUGUGGUGGAUAUUUAUGUCAACUAUGACUGUGAUUUGAAUGCUGCUAAUAUUUUUGAGCGCCUUGUAAAUGAUUUGUCGAAAAUUGCUCAGGGAAGAAGUGGACAUGAAUUGGGAAUGACACCUCUGCAGGAAUUAAGUCUGAGGAAGAAAGGCCUUGAAUGUUUAGUGUCUAUACUCAAAUGCAUGGUGGAGUGGAGUAAAGACCUGUAUGUGAACCCCAACCAUCAAACAAGUCUUGGCCAGGAGAGACCAACAGAUCAAGACCUGGGAGAGCCCAAAGGUCUUGACAUCAGGAGGAGGAGUAGUGUAAGCUCCCUGGACUCCACUGUGUCCUCAGGGAUUGGAAGUGUUGGUACCCAGACCUCUGUCCCAGAUGACCCCGAGCAGUUUGAGGUUAUCAAGCAACAAAAGGAAAUCAUCGAACAUGGAAUAGAACUGUUCAACAAAAAGCCAAAGCGGGGCAUCCAGUAUCUGCAGGAGCAGGGCAUGCUUGGAACUCCAGUGGAAGAUAUUGCACAGUUUCUGCACCAAGAAGAACGCCUGGAUUCUACCCAAGUAGGAGACUUCCUGGGAGAGAGCACCAGACUCAACAAGGAGGUGAUGUAUGCCUACGUGGAUCAGCUUGAUUUCUGUGGGAAAGAUUUUGUCUCAGCUUUACGAAUAUUUCUUGAAGGUUUCCGCUUACCUGGUGAAGCUCAGAAGAUUGAUAGGUUAAUGGAGAAGUUUGCUGCAAGAUAUCUUGAAUGCAACCAAGGGCAAACUAUGUUUGCUAGUGCUGACACUGCUUAUGUCUUGGCUUAUUCAAUUAUUAUGCUCACAACAGAUUUACACAGUCCUCAGGUAAAGAAUAAAAUGACAAAAGAACAAUAUAUUAAAAUGAAUCGAGGCAUCAAUGACAGUAAAGAUCUGCCAGAGGAAUACCUCUCCACCAUUUAUGAAGAGAUAGAAGGGAAAAAAAUCGCAAUGAAAGAGACAAAAGAGCACACAAUUGCUACUAAAUCUAACAAGCAGAAUGUAGCCAGUGAAAAACAAAGGAGAUUACUUUACAAUUUGGAAAUGGAACAAAUGGCCAAAACUGCUAAAGCUUUGAUGGAAGCUGUGAGUCAUGCCAAAGCACCUUUCACAAGUGCCACACACCUGGACCAUGUCAGGCCCAUGUUCAAGCUGGUGUGGACUCCUCUGUUGGCGGCAUAUAGCAUUGGGCUUCAAAACUGUGAUGAGACUGAAGUGGCCUCUCUGUGCUUAGAAGGGAUAAGAUGUGCAAUCCGGAUAGCUUGUAUCUUUGGAAUGCAGCUGGAACGAGAUGCCUAUGUACAAGCUCUUGCUCGUUUCUCACUGUUGACUGCUAGCUCCAGUAUUACAGAGAUGAAACAGAAAAACAUCGAUACCAUAAAAACACUUAUCACAGUGGCUCAUACUGAUGGCAACUACCUUGGAAACUCCUGGCAUGAGAUCUUGAAAUGUAUUAGCCAACUGGAGCUUGCUCAGCUGAUAGGAACUGGGGUGAAGACUCGAUACUUGUCUGGAUCUGGGCGUGAAAGAGAAAGUAGCCUGAAGGGCUAUACAUCUGCUGGAGAAGAGUUCAUGGGCCUGGGAUUAGGUAACUUAGUUGGUGGUGGAGUGGAUAAAAGGCAGAUGGCCAGCAUUCAGGAAUCAGUUGGUGAGACAAGCUCUCAGAGUGUGGUCGUGGCUGUAGACAGAAUAUUUACUGGAUCUACUAGACUGGAUGGAAAUGCAAUAGUUGACUUUGUCCGCUGGCUGUGUGCUGUUUCCAUGGAUGAGCUGGCUUCACCUCAUCAUCCACGCAUGUUCAGCUUGCAGAAAAUUGUGGAAAUUUCAUACUAUAAUAUGAAUAGAAUUAGACUGCAGUGGUCACGGAUAUGGCAAGUGAUUGGAGACCAUUUUAAUAAGGUUGGCUGUAAUCCUAAUGAAGAUGUGGCCAUUUUUGCUGUUGAUUCACUGAGGCAGCUGUCCAUGAAGUUUCUUGAGAAGGGAGAGUUAGCCAAUUUCCGAUUCCAGAAGGAUUUUCUAAGGCCAUUUGAGCAUAUUAUGAAGAAAAACAGAUCACCCACCAUUCGAGACAUGGUUAUCCGCUGCAUAACUCAGAUGGUAAACUCCCAAGCUGCUAACAUUCGCUCAGGUUGGAAGAAUAUCUUUGCCGUAUUCCACCAGGCAGCUUCUGAUCAUGAUGGGAAUAUUGUGGAACUGGCGUUCCAAACAACAGGCCAUAUAGUCACAACUAUCUUUCAGCACCAUUUCCCUGCUGCAAUAGAUUCCUUUCAAGAUGCUGUGAAGUGCUUAUCUGAGUUUGCUUGCAACGCUUCUUUUCCUGAUACCAGCAUGGAAGCAAUUCGACUGAUCCGAUACUGUGGGAAAUAUGUUUCUGAAAGGCCCAGGGUGCUUCAAGAAUACACAAGUGAUGAUAUGAAUGUAGCUCCUGGAGACAGAGUCUGGGUUCGAGGCUGGUUUCCUAUCCUAUUUGAACUCUCUUGCAUUAUUAAUAGGUGCAAGUUAGAUGUUCGGACAAGAGGACUCACAGUGAUGUUUGAGAUAAUGAAGAGCUACGGUCACACUUUUGAAAAACAUUGGUGGCAGGAUCUAUUCAGAAUUGUGUUUAGAAUUUUUGACAAUAUGAAACUCCCUGAGCAGCAGUCAGAGAAAUCAGAAUGGAUGACCACAACUUGCAAUCAUGCACUUUAUGCUAUUUGUGAUGUGUUCACACAGUUUUACGAAGCUUUAAAUGAAGUUCUGCUUUCUGAUGUAUUUGCACAGUUACAUUGGUGUGUAAAACAAGAUAAUGAGCAGCUGGCCCGAUCUGGCACGAAUUGUUUAGAAAACUUGGUAAUAUCAAAUGGUGAAAAAUUCAGCCCUGAUGUUUGGGAUGAAACUUGUAAUUGUAUGCUGGACAUUUUCAAAACAACCAUUCCACACAUUUUGCUGACAUGGAGGCCUGCUGGAAUGGAGGAUGAUGCGUCAGAGAAACACUUGGAUUUGGAUUUGGACCGCCAGUCUUUAAGCAGUAUAGAUAAAAAUCCCUCCGAAAGAGGUCAGAGCCAGAUUUCUAACCCAACUGAUGACAGCUGGAAAGGUAGACCAUAUACAAACCAAAAGCUAUUUGCUGGCCUCCUGAUCAAGUGUGUGGUUCAGCUGGAAUUGAUACAGACCAUUGACAACAUAGUAUUCUAUCCAGCAACCAGCAAAAAGGAGGAUGCUGAGCACAUGGUGGCAGCUCAGAGAGACACACUGGAUGCUGAUAUUCACAUAGACACAGAAGAUCAAGGAAUGUAUAAAUACAUGUCUUCACAGCAUCUUUUUAAAUUACUAGACUGUUUGCAAGAGUCUCAUUCAUUCUCAAAGGCCUUUAACUCAAAUUAUGAACAACGAACAGUUUUGUGGAGAGCAGGAUUUAAAGGCAAAUCUAAACCCAAUCUUUUAAAACAAGAGACCAGCAGUCUGGCAUGUUGUUUAAGAAUCCUCUUCCGAAUGUAUAUUGAUGAAAACCGCAAAGAUUCCUGGGAGGAGAUACAGCAUAGACUCUUAACUGUUUGUAGUGAAGCUCUUGGUUAUUUUAUUACCGUAAAUUCAGAAAGCCAUCGAGAGGCCUGGACAAACCUGUUACUGUUACUUCUAACCAAAACACUCAAAAUAAGUGAUGAGAAGUUUAAAGCACAUGCUUCCAUGUAUUACCCCUAUCUAUGUGAAAUUAUGCAGUUUGACCUGAUCCCUGAGCUUCGAGCUGUUCUGCGGAAGUUUUUCCUCCGUAUAGGUGCCGUGUACAAAAUAUGGAUUCCAAAAGAGCCAUUACAGCUAACAGGGACACAGCUGCCAGCCUGGUAGCUCCAAGCAAGAUUGGUCAUUGCUGACCCUCUGCCAAGCUUUGGUAAUGCCUCUGUUCACAAGAGGAGAAAUGCUCAUUGGUGCUUUACUGUGAAAACCAAGGAAGCAGCAUUUUGCAUUUCGAACUGUGGUUUGGGAAAGUGUCCAUCCUACUCUGGCCAACAAGGAGCAUCUCAUAAAAGUAGCUUAACUAAGGGUUGGUAAUAUUUGAUUUAAAUUGUUGCAUACUGAGUUAAUAGUCAAAUUGAAGUCUGUUUGUUUCACCCCGUCAUUCUGUUCCUGUUUGCUGAUUCAAGUCUGUCAAAUCUGUCAUUGAAAGAUGCUGUCAUUUUCUAUCUAAUUCACUUAAUUGGUUGUAAAUGAUUUAUCGAGAGAAUUUCUAUCUUUGAAAAUACUGAAUAUACUUGUAUAGGUUUGUGCUGUUUAGAGAGUGUGUUAAUAAAAUAUAUUGUAAUGGCUCACUGCCACCUAAAAACUAGGCUGGAUUUUUUUGUUGUUGUUCUUUGAGUGUACACUAAGCUAGAUCAGGUUGGGUAUGUGUUAGCUUUGGAUCAGCUAUUGUUAGCCCAGUUUGUAGAAAGUAGGGGGAAAGGAGGUUUACCUCUUGCUGUCUGAGAGUUUUUAAAAGUAUUUUAUGAACGGCUUUUAUCAAAAGUUUAAAUGUGCUACGGUUAAGAUUGGGUGGUAACAGUGACUGUAGUGAAUGCCUCCUACCUCCCUAUGUAUUAAAUACCUUAGAGCUAAGCCAUCAAAGAAGGCAAACAUCUGAGGGAAAUUGCUCAAACUGAAGUAAGAAUAUAUGGAAAGUUAAAAAACAUUUCCAGAAUUUGUUGUCCAAUCUAUUCCCUCUUAAAUAUAGUAUAUUAAGUAAUAGUGAAGAUGUCUACAGAGUUAAUUUAUAUUUGAACAAUAAAUAUUUCAGGGCAUUUUUAUUUUUGUUACAGAACCGAAAGUGUGCCCCACUGUUAAUACCACAGCUUUGCAGGACCUGUUAGUAGUGACUUUGGGGGAGAGAGGCCUCAGACAUCACACUGAUUUCUACUCUCCAAAGUCAGUGUGCUUAAAGUGAAGUGAGCACAUGUCAAAAUGUUAGGACAGCCAGAAAACAGGAUCAUGCACUGCAGUUAAUCACCCCUGGUGACACACUUUAGAAUAGGCUCUAGAAUUCUCAUCAGACUGCUGACAGUGCAAUAACCUAACUGCGGUAUGCCUGAACUAUAGAUGUAAUGGUCUAAAAACAGUUUUCUGUUUGUAAAAAUGUGGUCAAAAGCCCGUAAUCUACAUACUGCAUCAUGAGAAGGUCACAAGCUUAAUGUGUAAUAGGCAAGGAAAAUGAAAUCCUUACUCUGUGCAAUCUGAGCCCUUUCAUCAGCUGCAUCUAGCAGCACUGAGAAUUAUAAAAAGUAUUAUUCACAAUUAUUAAAAUAUAUUUUUUUCUAACUAUGCCCUCUGAUCCUUUUAGUUGAGUUUUAAUUAAUAUAAGUUUCUGGGGCUCUAGAGGUUGAUAUCUUGGGAAACCAGUUUGUGGAUCGAUGAAUUUAGGCUUCUUUUUUGAGUAAGACUCCUGGUGCUUUUGUUAAUAAAAGUUCUCACUAAUCCUUUUUUUUUUACAGCCUUGACCAGCAGGCUUUGGCCAGCAGAAUUCUAUAUCGGGUUCUUUCUUCCUAUCCCCUAAGAGAGUUUAAUUUUAUUACCAAAGAAAUAAAGGAAUUUGGGGCCUUUAAGUUACUAAAUGCACAUAAGAAAGUUGAAUUCAGUAGAAAGGAAUAAAUAAGUAUAUUUUACCAUAAUUCAAAUAUUUUUUAAAUGUAGCCUCUAAUGUAUUUAUGUUUGAAGUCAUUGCUUCUUUACCUAGCAACAUCCAACUUAGUACAAAGACUCAUUCCCUGAUGCUGUUGUUAGAGAGAGAGAGAGAGAUUAUAUAUAUAUGUAUGUCAGCAGUUUCUGUUGAUAUUUGUUUAUUCUUAGUAUAGCCAGAAAAACCGAGCAUCUUUAUCCAUGUGCAUUCUAGUCCCCAUAAUGGCUGCCUCUUUUGCAUGGAGAUACCUUUGUGUGUGUGUUUUAGUGUGCCAUUGUUUCACCAAAUGUGAACCGUAUGAAUUUUCAGUUGUAUUAGCCACAUGCUUCCAUUGCCUCCAGUUUAUUCCUUGAAAACACAAUAUUAGGCAAAAUCACCUUAUGUAGGAGGCAGGUAGUUCCACAAAAGCCAGGUUAUAGAUGAGCAGUCAACCCAACAGUAACCAGAAUGUCCUGAUGUUAGAUGGGGUUUGGUUAUAAUGUAUUGCUAUUGCUGUUGUCAGAUGCUAUUGGCCAAGGCAUCAUUCUAUAAGCUAUUCCUGUGUUACUCUUCAAACACCUGCUCGUGAAUAACCACAAGAUUUCCCUUCUCAGAAGUCUGGGGCAGCUUUGCAAGGCUAUCCCUUUGAAUAUUUAAGCUUGAAUUUAUUUUUUUAAAUCAUUCUAAGGAAAACCUUUUUUUCAGUGUAACAUUCUAGUUUUACUGGCGAUACUCCUUUUAAAAAAGCUUGAUAUAAAGUCAUCUAGAGCAGUUUUCAUGAUGCUGGGUUGGAAAAGUGCUAUCAAGAGCACUUAGCCUCUGGUAGUAAGCUAUUAAGCACAGCCUGAUUCUUGAAUAAAUUUAUUCUUCUCCUUAGAUUACUUCCUUAAGAGUUGACAUUAUAAUCUCUGUUGUUCAAAAAUUGACUAAAUUGAUAUUUGGGUGUCUGGUUUUGGUGAAGAUUGCCAUUCAGUAAAGCAGUAGAGUAGGGAUGAAGAGCUCACAACCUUCUUUUUCACAGUGCUUUAAAUGUUGAUUGUGUCUCUAGACAAUGAUAUUCUUUAAAAUGUCAGUGUUUCAUACACCAGUUCUGUUUUUUCUUCAUUGUGAAAUGGGGAACUAUACAGCCAUGGGCAUCA
Molecule: messenger RNA, 8467 nt
Organism: Phascolarctos cinereus (koala)
Lineage: Eukaryota; Metazoa; Chordata; Mammalia; Diprotodontia; Phascolarctidae
Gene: ARFGEF2
Product: ARF guanine nucleotide exchange factor 2
Biological process (GO): regulation of ARF protein signal transduction
Molecular function (GO): guanyl-nucleotide exchange factor activity
Source: RefSeq, a predicted model, not a curated record